This is a messenger RNA of Phalacrocorax carbo (great cormorant), 7639 nucleotides long. The record is from RefSeq and is a predicted model, not a curated record. NCBI's taxonomy places the organism in Eukaryota, Metazoa, Chordata, Aves, Suliformes, Phalacrocoracidae.
GCCGGAGGCGGGCGGGGGCCGGGGCUGCGCGGCGCCGCUGCCUGCCCUCCUGCCUGCCGGGCCCGCUGCGCCGUGCGGAGCUGCCGCGGUUUCCACCAUAUUCUCAUCAGACACUGCAAUGGGCCCUUCUCAGCUUGGCCUCAGGAUGCUGGUAUAGCAGCAGGCAGCUGUGAUCCAGAGGACCUGCGGUGGGACGUUGUUUCCCGCUGGGACAUCCUUCACCCCCUCUCUCUCAGUGGAAGCGAUGGAUGCCCACGUGGACCUCCUGACAGAGCUGCAGCUGCUGGAUAAGGUGCCCACACUGGAGAGGCUGCGGGCAGCCCAGAAGCGGAGGGCUCAGCAGCUGAAGAAAUGGGCACAGUAUGAGAAGGAGAUGCAGCACAAGAAGCGGAAGCAUGAAAAGAAGAGAAAUGCUGUUAACCGAAAGAAAGUGUCUUUUGAAGCCAGUGUUGCUCUGCUGGAAGCUUCUCUGAGGAACGACUUGGAGGAAGUGUGUUACUUGCUGAAGAGCAAUAUCAGCCCGGACCUGUGCAACGAAGAUGGAUUAACUGCACUGCAUCAGUGCUGCAUAGACAACUAUGAAGAGAUAGUCAAGCUUCUCCUCGACCACGGGGCCAAUGUCAACGCGAAGGACAACGAGCUGUGGACUCCAUUGCAUGCAGCAGCUACAUGUGGUCAUAUCAACCUGGUGAAGAUCCUCAUCCAGCAUGGAGCAGACUUGUUGGCAGUGAAUGCAGAUGGCAACAUGCCAUAUGACCUCUGUGAAGAUGAGCCAACUCUGGAUGUCAUUGAGACUUGCAUGGCCUAUCAAGGAAUUACACAGGAAAGGAUCAAUGAGAUGCGGGCUGCUCCAGAGCAGGUCAUGAUCUGUGACAUUCACGACAUACUUGCGACGGGACAAGACCUGAACAGGACUGAUGCCCAAGGUGCUACGCUGCUGCAUAUAGCCGCAGCCAAUGGUUAUCUGCAUGCAGCUGAAGUCCUCCUUGACCAGGGGGCAAGCCUGGAUGUUAAGGACUGGGACGGCUGGGAACCUCUUCAUGCUGCUGCUUUCUGGGGACAGAUGCAGAUGGCUGAGCUGCUUGUGUCCCAUGGGGCUAGUUUGAGUGCCAGGACAUCUUUGGACGAGAUGCCAAUAGAUCUGUGUGAAGAGGAGGAAUUCAAAGUAUUACUUCUGGAGUUGAAACACAAACACGAUGUGAUCAUGAAGUCUCAGAUGAGGCAUAAAUCCUCCCUGAGUCGAAGGACCUCCAGCACUGGCAGCCGGGGGAAGGUGGUGAGGAGGGCCAGCCUUUCGGACCGAACAAACCUCUACAGGAAGGAAUGCGAGAAAGAGGCCAUCGUCUGGCAGCAGCUGGGGGCAGCAGAAGAAGGAAGAAACUCUGGUCUCAUUGGAGAAAUUGGGGAGACUCGGCCUGACCAGGAGAAUACCGACCCUAAUUCAGUGCUGGAGAACUCUUCCCUUCUCCCGGAGUUAGCAAACAAAAGCACGCAGUGUGACUCUGAAAUCCCCCUCCAGAAUGGACUCAUGGCAUCUGCCAGCACUUACCAGUACACCUUUUCCAACGGGGACAUUUGGAGUAUGCACGCCGACCCUGACAGUAAUCCAGGCCACAUGCUGCCCUACGGCAACCCCGGGCUCCCUGACACACAGCAGUUCUGGGGUGCCUACAAGGAGCAUAACCAUCAAACGCUCUCCGAACUUAAGCGGCAGCGGGCUGCAGCCAAACUCCUCAAUCACCCUUUCCUCAGCACCCACUUCAGCAGUGGCAUGGGAGGAGUUGCCGAGAACGGGGGUGAGGCCAAGUCACACCUAAUCGCAUCCAGGACUUCUCCCUACAGCUCCAAUGGGACCUCAGUGUAUUACACAGUGUCCAGUGGUGAUCCACCCCUCUUGAAAUUCAAAGCUCCCAUGGAGGAAAUGGAAGAGAAGGUACAUGGGUGCUGCAGAAUUUCCUAGUCUCAUCUGUUUCUCGCCCCAGAGGAAACAAGAUGUGGGUGGGCUGGUUGGAUCCAUCGCGGUGGCCAGGUUGUUUGCAUUCCAAAGGGAGAAUUUGGUUAUGGACAUCCUGACUGCGAUGGCCUCGUUCAUCUUGAAUUGUACUUUACCCUGCCAAUUACUUCCAUUGCAGUUGAAUGAGUAAUGCAGGUGGAGCAAGGCUCUUAGGAGGGGAAGGGAUGUACAUCAUACUGAUGUACAAAGAGUUGCCCUAGCCUUGCUCCCUUGGGAAGAAAGUAUGGUGCACUGCCUCCCCAUCCUUGAGAAGUCAUGAGAUGCCUUGGAAUGAAGAAAGGAUCUGAAUUAAAAUCUUUGCAUCUGAGCCUCUUGCUGUAAGUCACCAAGCUUCUGGGAGGUGACAGUUCAGACCUGAAUUUUCUCUCUUGAGUGAUGCAUAUACCCUGGAGGGGAGAUCACCCCCCUACACGGGGUUUGCAAGAGUGGACAGAGCUGUUUUCCAUACAGCUGGAUCCAGCACUUACAGGGCCUGAGCAACAAGCAAGUGUAGAUGCUGGGCUUGCUUUAGGAAACUUGUAAGGUGUUACCGCCUUGCAGUGACAGCUCACCAUCAAAAACUGUUCCGGAUCCUGUUCUGCUCAUGUAAGCUCAUCACUGCAGACUGCCAUCAGGUUUUAAGCAGAACUUUUCCUGGAACAGGCUUCAUUCAAUAGGCUUUAAAAGUGAUGUUGCAAUAAGGGACCCUGGCAAUAGAAUUUUACUGCAAUAAAAUACUGACAAAGGUCUAUAUUGGGAUAAGUAAUUUAAAAAUCUUAUUUGUACUAUUUAGACUCUUAAUUUGUUAAAACUGAAAAGACUUUUGCUGAUCUCACUUUCCUAUUGAUUCUGUUUAUUUACUCUGUAUGCUCAACACAGAUACUAGGGGCAGUAUGCUUUGCGUUCCGAUUUUUCUGGAUUUCCAGAAACACAGGGCUCAGGAGGCUGAGGAGGAAAGGCUUGCCAACACUGAUCUAGAAACGUCAUGAAAGCCUUGCUAAUCUUCCUAGAUGUUACAACACUUGCAUUAACCUGCAGUCUUCGGCUGAUAAAUAAAUGUUAAAACAUGGCUGCGGCAGGUGAACAUUGCAGCAGGGCAGGCUAUUUUUUCUGUCUGGUUUUCUAGCUCCCGUGCUGAAGUUAUCAGUAGUGGUUAGUGGCAGAAGACUUAAAUACAUCUGUGUAUAAGGGAGUCACCCAGCGCCGUGCAGUACCUAGCAAAGGCGCUCUGCCGUGGCGUGGUUGGCACACCAACACCAACACAGUGUUCUAGCGUAGUUCACGUUAGCUCUGACAGACUGCCUGAGAAGCACCAGCACAGAACGACCUGGGGGGUUGGCACUGGCUCUUCAGCAAGGUAAGGCUUGGCAUACUUGGGGGAGGUGAAAGGAGAGUGCCCGUGGGAGACCGCUCUGAGGAGCUGGCCACAGUUGAGUUAACAAGUUGUAUCGAUAGACGUAACUAUAAAUCUUCAACCCUUUUUCUGCACAGAGGGGCCUACUGCACAUGUAACUAUUUGCCUGCAUGACUAUGUGUCCUCCCGGGCACUUUAAAUUCCAAACUCUGAAAACAUAAGCCUGUUUAGGUCUCUGUAAGCCUUCAGUGGAUUAAAUCCAGCUCACAUAGUUGUGCUUCAGCCUAGCAACAGCAAAUGUAGCUCCCACCAAUCUUCCUUUUAGCUGGCGGCUGUAAGACAUCAAUCUUACCCUUCACACGUACACUCCCCCUUUGGGAACCCUGACUGCCUUUCCUUUUUUCUAGGCUAUAAAAAGUUGACUUAGGCUGCCAGUCACUGCUGAGUACUACCCUCUGCUCCCCAUCAAAUCUAGUCCGAGCUGGAUUUUUUUUUUAUGAUACAGGACUCUGGGCUUCUCAUUCUCAGCUCCUCAAGGCAGCAGAGGCGUCACCGCCACAACCACGCUGUGCAGGAAACACUUUUGGACCUGUGAGGUUAUUACCAGGCUGACCAGGAAUGUGCUUUCUUGAACGCUGAAGAUACAGUUCUCUUCCUUCACCAGUUUUAGGAACAAAUUAGAAAACUAGCAGUUGAUUUUUUUUUUUUUUUAACCUCAGUUCAGUUAAAGGCAGGGGGUUGCUUCGUAUGUUUUGAAACAUUCAGAGAAGUUGGGCUUCCUCCAUUAUUGAAACGCUGAUGCUAAAUAUAAGACUAGAAAAUACUAUUGUCCUUGACUUAACCUUAAGGGAUUUUAAAAGUCUUUCUCUAGUAGAAUGAGGAUGAUUUGGUAACUGGACAGACUUCACUGCAUCUGUGUGUGGUUCACAGUGGGUAUUCUGAUUACCUCAAGAAUACUCUGGGAUAACGCCAAGUGUGGCCUGGGUAUUACUGAACAGGGAGAGAUGAUCUUUGAGAUGCUUCUCUUCUCCCGUGGUGGUGGUUAUUUCUCCACAUCCAUCCUAAUGAGAAUUCUGGACUCAGUGUAACAAAUUUUGGUGCUGCUAUCCACUAGGCUGUCAGUGGUGCAAGAUUUGGGCCCAGCUGAUGUCUACCCUCCCAGGGAAGGAGGAGUCAGGCCCUUUUCCUUCUCAGAGCAAUUUAGUGCUAUCAAGUGUAUCGAAUCCUACCUGACUCCAAGCAAGAGACGAGGAGACUGCUGAACGCAGUAGUGUUAAGUAGUUUGAGGCUUGCUUUAACUGAGAGUUGAUAAUACAUUAAAACUGUAGGAAGCCAGUCUAUUUUAGACAACCAGCGUUUAGUCCAUUGGUAUUUCACUCCGUUUAUAUGUAAAACUCCAGGAACUCAUCACUCUAGCUGUGAUCUUGAGCAAACCAACAAUUGAUUUACUGUUGGGCAAAAGAUAUUACAGAUUCUAGAUUACAAAACAUUCCCCUAAUUGGGCUUCAUAUUGUAAUUGUAAAAUUGGUUGUAGUACAGCUCUUCUGGCUUUAUUGCUGUAAGCUAACAUGCUCACUGAAGCCUAGUGGUGUCUGAUCAGAUGAAAUCGAUUCUUAUUCAGGCAAGAGAGUCAGCAAUGGACAAAAAUUCCAGGAUAUAUUUCACAGCCAUACCAAGUAUUUAUCUGCCACUGGCUUUGGGUUGAAGUUGCGUUGGAGUGGGACUUGCGAAGGCUGUUGAACAGUGACCUAGAAUGGAUUCGUGCGUAUGUAUUGGUGACAUUCUGGAUACAGUGGCCACUGCCUGUGGGCCCCUGGCGAAUACGAGCAGGGAAGGAGCUGGCAGUUCAUGCUGCAUGCAGAGUUGUUGGUUGUAGGCCUAGGAUGAGGAAUUCUGUAAAGUGGAUAUUUAACUUGCUUCUGGUAAGCUAUUUUGUAGAGGCAAAAGGGCUUUUGGAGGAAUAUUAAACACAUAGAUAUUCUUAUAUGUGCUUUGUAGGAGCCUACUUCUAGGAAUAUGGCUUUUUAUUAUAAAAUUUAGCAGUGUUACAACAAAUCUAUGUGUGUUAAAGGCCAUCCCAGUCGAGAGCUCUGAGGUAUAUAGCAGAAGGCACUUGGCUAUUUUAGUGGAUCUUAAUAUUGCUAAAAAGCUGUAGAAACUAGAAAUCAUAUUGUGAUAGCCAUAUCUAGCACUUGGCUUAUUAGAGGAGGAUUUGGGGGUUUUAUGCUAUACUCAGUGUUUUUAGGCUCAAUAAACAUCUAAGUACAGAUUCAAGGUCAGAUUAGGGUCCCAGUUCUGUUAGCAGUAAGCCAAAGGCUGUAGCUGUUCACACAGACUACGCAACAAUUUGAGAACGUGCCUGUAUUGACAGGUCUGUUGUAGGCAGAGCUGCACGUGAGAAUAACCCUUCUGCGUGCAAAAUCUUCCCGUAUGCCGAAGUCACACUGUUUCUAGCAUAACUGGUUGAUGAGAGCAGCUUUACUUUCCAGUUGAAAGACUUUUUCUAGAUGGGGGAAAAAAAACCCAAAAGGUGUGUCUCAGAAUAGUGCCUCAGCUUUACUGAGCUCAACCAAGAAAGUCCCAGCACUGAAAUGUGCUUAAGUACCACUGCUGGGAUCUGAGGUCAGACCUGGAUCUGUAUUUCACAUACCAAGGGAUGCGAUUUUAGCCCACUUAGUCUCGCUUCUGUGCUGCUCUUGAAUGUUAAACACCUCCCAGUUUUGGGAAGAACUGACUAGAUCUAGCUGAUGUGAUUCGGUACCAUCUUGCCAGUGUGGUUGAAGAACCACAUGGAUGAGGAACUCAUGGCAGGGAAGAAGAGCAUGGCAGGGCAGCAGCAGUGAUGAAUCAGUGCAAUACUCAGUGGAGGCAGCGAGUUCUCUAGUUUAUUGAGCAGGGUCUUGUUUAAUGGGGUUGAAAGCCCUUACAAACUCCCAAAUGGCGUUACAUCUUCUGCUUUGUGUCCUUUUGUUUUAACCUUGGAGCUCUGUUUACCCAAAUCUCUGCUUAAACUAAAUCAGCAAUAUCAUGAAAUAGGAAUAUCUUAACUGAGGAAGCAUUGGCACUGGCCUCCAGCGAGCCAUAGAUGAACUGUUGUCCAUCUGCGGGAAGGUGUUCUCCCUACAUCUGGGUAUCUCUGUGCCUUAUCGUACUUGCUAAAGGCAACUCAGUAACUAGUCUCUGGAAGGUUUGUGGUGACUAUACAGUGCUGUUCUUUAACUUGAAGACUAUUUUGCAAGGGGAUAGCAGUUCAGAGCAUACCAGAUUUUGAAGCUUUUAUUUGCUCUUUCAGUUUCUCUUGUGAUCACUGGUUCACUCUUCCUAAACACACAGAAGGAAAAUGAGCAGGGUCUUCAUUCUAAUUUAACAAAUCACGUUGACCUGCUUGGUUAUAGCAGUUCUCUACAGGGAGAGUCCAGAACACACUCGUCGUAGCGAGGUCCAGCCUCUUACUGCAGAACACAGCUAGUAGUUACAUUUUAAUUUUGUUUUGCCUGUGGCUGUACAACAGAACUUCUUGUCCCUGGUUGUUCUUCAGCUUUAUUCUGCUGGUUUCAUGUUGGCCACACUGGUAAUAGACUCCUCAGUUCCCCCACACUAUUUAAGUACCACUGGGUUCCUCAGGCAAUAUCUGCCAUGGCACGAUUAUGACCUAGAUUAUUUUGCAAUAUUUCAACUGCGGAAGCUGUAGUUAGAGGAGCCUCUGCUCAAGAUACCUGUUCCCAAAGCUACACUAUACGGGUUUUAAAACAGUGAGGGGGUGCAGCCUUAGUACUGCCACCUCUACAUCUUCAGCCUAUAGAUUGCCAUGUGCGACUGGACUGCAGUGGCGUCGGUAACCCUGGUACAGCUCGGUGGGACAGCUGCACGGACAGGAUAUUAACAAAUGAGGGCAAGCCUUCUGCAAUAAUUUGUAAUUCCAUCAAUCAGUAGUAAACAAUGUACAAAUAAAACUUGAUGAAAUGUAUUUUACGUGGAAAAAAAAAUAAUGUAAGAACUGUAUAUUGUAUUAGCAGCUUUGUGUAUAAAAUGGCAUUUUGGCAAUCAGAGUCUAAUAUAUUUAAAACUUUUUUUAAAGGAUAUUUGAUAUUGUAUGGAAUUGACUUUAUUGCUACUGUAAGUAUGAAAAGAUGGUUUCUUAACAUGUUGAAGCAAUGCAUAAAAUCUUAAAUUGUAUGUAAAAAUCAUGCCAAAACGGUAUGUCUGACAGUAUUAGGACCUGACUCAGCGUCUUUAAUAAAGAGAUUAAAUUUUUUUAAUUUAAAAAUUAUAUUAAAUUUCUUUUAAUAAUA